Messenger RNA from Galdieria sulphuraria, 1575 nucleotides. Its product is annotated as WD-40 repeat family protein / notchless protein, putative. Gene Ontology annotation, cellular component: nucleolus. Lineage: Eukaryota; Rhodophyta; Bangiophyceae; Galdieriales; Galdieriaceae. The record is from RefSeq and is a predicted model, not a curated record. Gene Ontology annotation, molecular function: protein binding. The transcript is spliced from 3 exons. Gene Ontology annotation, biological process: ribosomal large subunit assembly. The coding region runs from base 13 to 1455 and encodes 480 amino acids.
UGAUUAGACGUUAUGAAAGAUUCUGGUACAGACUCGUUGUCUGAGAAAACAGGAAUUGUACAAUUCAUUGCACCAGAUGGAUCGGCAACAGGUCCAAGUUUUGAUGUUUCUUUCGGCAUAGACGCUUCUCACUUGGACAGAAUUUUAAACAGCUUUCUCUCGAACGAGGAAUUCAUUCCCUACUCUUUCUAUAUUCAAAACGAAGAGAUUACAGAUAGUAUUGCUGCAACCCUCAGUCAAAGACCACAAGUGUCGACAGAGACGACGAUCAAGAUAGACUACCAUCCACAGUCUCAAUAUAUAGUGCGCCCGGUUUCAAGGUGUCAAGGCUCUUUGAUAGGACAUCAAGAGUCAGUUCUCGGAGUAGCAUUUUCUCCAGAUGGAACGGGUUUUGCAAGUUGUUCUGGUGACAAGACUUUGAGACUUUGGGAUCUAACGACGCAAACUCCCUUCAAAACUUGUGAAGGUCAUAACAAUUGGGUAUUAUGCUUGUCUUGGUCGCCAGAUGGUCAGAAAAUAGCCACGGGAGAUUUAAGUGGUUUCGUUUUUGUUUGGAAUCCUUCUAAUGGUAAACCAGUGUGUAAAGCUUUGAAGCUGCAUAGCAAAUGGAUCACAAGCCUUUGCUGGGAACCUUUACAUUUCAAUGCGAAUGCGGAACGCUUUGCUAGUGGCUCAAAGGAUUGUAGUAUUCGGAUAUGGAAUUGUCGAACUGGUAGUUGCGAACAAACUUUUACAGUUCACACAAAAGGAAUUACUUGUGUCAAGUGGGGUGGUGAAGGUUUUCUGUAUUCGGCGUCACAGGACACUUCGAUCAAAGUUUGGGACGUUUCUUCAGGAGCUUUGGUGUACAGUUUAGAUGGGCACGGUCACUGGGUGAAUACUAUGGCAUUGAGUACAGAGUAUGCACUUCGAGUAGGUUCUUUUUCAUUUGAGAGUCCUAGUAGUAUCGAGCCUUCAUAUCGUGAUCGAUUGCAGCAGAAAGCUCUAGAGAAUUAUAAAAGGAUUUCUUUAGGACGUGAGGAGCGGUUAGUAUCAGGAAGUGAUGACUUUACUCUUUUUCUUUGGAUGCCAAAGAGUGGAAACAAACCUAUUGCUCGAAUGGUUGGGCAUCAGCAACUGGUGAAUAUGGUAUGUUUCAGUCCAAAUCAGCAGUUCAUUGCUAGUGCUUCUUUUGAUCGUUCCAUAAGAAUUUGGAAUGGAUUGACCGGAGCCUUCAUUUGUGUAUUGCGUGGACAUGUAUCUUGCGUAUAUCAGAUUUGUUGGUCGCCUGAUAGUAGGUUAUUAGUGAGUGGAAGUAAAGAUAGUACUCUCAAGCUAUGGGAUAUCUCGAAGCGUCAGCUCCGGUUGAAUCUUCCUGGUCAUGCAGAUGAAGUGUUUUCGGUGGAUUGGAGUCCGGAUGGAAGCAAAGUGGCAAGUGGAAGUAAGGAUCGAACCGUAAAGAUUUGGCAUCAUUGAAGAAAUGAAUUUCAACGACCAAGUUCUAAGGCUUUACUAGCGUUCAUUUAGCUAAGAAAGUUAUGGAAGAAGAAGGGAUAAAUAACAGGACAGAUUGUUUACCAAUUUGUCUGAAAAGAA